CAGGCAGCGGGAGAAGGAGAAGAAGAAGAAGGAGAAGGAGAAGGGGUAGCGGAUAUGCCCAGGGGUGGAGGAUGCCCAGGAUAAUGUCCCCGGGUUUUUCGCUCUCCCACCUGUCCGUAUCAUGAUAAACGCUGUCGGGGCGGUCGCCCGCAGGAUGCCGUCCGCGGCCCGGCGGAGCGGAUGCUGGAUAGCGUGGUGCCAGGCGGCGCUGCUCGGCGCGUCGGCGCUGGUUAUCGUGGCCGAACGGACCGCUCUGUUCUACUGUAUAGGGUUUUACCUUUGGAAUGAGGAGACGCAGUGGGCGGGCCUCACUCUCGGCCUCUUUCUACCGGGGACGGCAGUUCAACUGCUCAGUAUGAAAUGGUACUAUGAUGACGGGGAUGACAGGCGAUGCUACCUCUCUGUCAUACACAUACUGCACUUGGGCAUCUUCAAAAGGUUAUGGGACUGCAUGAGAUCUGUGUUGCGCAGGCAGGACUCGGUGGCUGAGCUUGGAGCUGCUGUCAUGCAGCAGGCAGAUGUUGCUGCCCUUUGGCUGCUAGAAGCCCUCGUCCUCACGCUGCCACAGAGCCUGCUGCAGGCAUAUGUUGUGGUUUCCACGGAUGUGGGCAUCAUGUCCCCAGUGGCCUAUUGCUGUGGUCUGUGUGUGCUGUCUAUUUCCUGGGCCCUGGUGCUGUACAGCAGAGCCUGCUGUCUGAUACGACCGGGCCACCUGGCCAUGCCUCCGGCAGCCCUGUUGUGCCAGCUGGUGUGGAGGGCUGGCAUGCUGGCUGCAAGGGUGACUUGCCUCAUGUUCUUUGCCAGGGUCUUCAACUGGUGGGUCUGUGGAGUAGCAGGUUUCCACUGGCUCACAGCCUCCUUCUGGCUGGUAUCACAGCAACCAGACAUCUGCACCGGCCCCUGGUGUUGGCGUGCCUUUAAUGGCAUCAUGGGGCUGGUCCACAUCUUCCUCUUCCUCAACGUCAAAGACGGACCCUCGCGCUUCCGCAUGGCCAGUUUUUAUGCAUUCAUGUUUGUAGAGAACGCCACUCUGCUUCUGGCCGCCUCUGACUUCCUUAGCGAAGCAUCAUGGGACAGCAUGACCCUUCCCACCACUGUGCUGUGUAGCUUUCUCCUCGGCGCUACCUCUCUUGUCCUAUACUACCGGUUCCUCCACCCCAAGUCCACAGAGAUCUCCCAGGGUGUGAACCACAACCACAUGGGUAGCACAUGCAUAGAACAAGGGGAGUCCUCUUUCUCUCUCAGGGACAAAAGCCUGCCAGCUCCCUCCAUUCAAAAUCAUGGCAGCUUUUCCCUCUCAGGUGUCGCUGGUUCUCUGCUGGAGCACCCAGGAACUUGUGGAAUCCAGCCUAACAGCUCCUGCCCUUGCUACCACCACCACUGGCUCCUAAUCCGACUGGCUCUGAAAACGGGAGACCUGAGCAAGAUCAACAGAGCGUAUGGGGCCGGCGGAGCAGCAGCCAUACUGGACAUGGAGGAGUACAACCAGGAGUUUAAGAGCAACGAGGGCAUGACCAUCACCGCAGGAGGCAGCUGCGAAGGUGUCUCCACCUCUGAGUCUCAGGGGAAAGGCCUCGCACCACUCUCGGACUGCAAAGACGAGUUCCAGAGUGUAAGCGAGCCCACGUCGACGGAACAACCUGAAGAAGAGGACGACAGUCUGGAGAUGGAGAGUCCACUGGAGUCACCCGCAUCAGAUUUCAAACGCAGCUCACCCGAGGGCAAGUCUGUGUUUGGUGACAGUCCAGAGCCAUACUUCUGCCCUACCGAGUCAAGUUCAACCUUAUAUUUCAGCGCCGAUCCUCAGUCUCCCAGCAGUGGCAGUAACCCCCGUUUGGACCGGGACAUUGGGGGUCUGGAACACGGGGUGCGCCUCAACUCAAUCCCCAGUGAUCCUGCACUUCACAGAGAUAUACGUGGGCUCAUGGGCCGGGUCGGGCCACGUUGUACUUCCACUCCUAAAUUGGACUCUGGAGUGCUGGACUCCCCAUCUAGUGUCCCCCAUCUCACAGGUCCCAGGAGGCAGCUUAUAAUGUCCCGAAGAGAUGAAGAUGACAACUUCUAGCUUUCUCGAGACAGAAUCAGGGAAAGAGCUACAGCAACUUAUCCAAACCAGCUUUUUUGAAAGGCUGCUUUUUCCAUCUUCUCAGUGCUUUAGGAUGAGCAGGCUGGCAGAAAUUUCACCUCUAUAUGUCUAUAUAUUUAGCACACUGUGGAGCAUAGUAUAUGCAACAGUUUUGGGAUAAUGCUAAGCUAGCCUGUGCUUUUCUCAAACCAUAAGCUAUUUUCUAAAAGCAGUGGCAAAUGCUUGACACACAGAGGUGAAACCUUUUAGCAGUGUUUUCAUCAGACACGGAGGAGAUCAUUAAAGAGCUAAUUAGUUACAAAGGCGGUGUACGGAGCUCAGACACACCUUCUACCUGACAUAAACAUAUUUUCAAUUCUUUUGGCAGCAAUUAACUUAAGCCUCAAGAAUCAUACUGUGCAAAAAAGUGAAUACUGGUUCUGCCAGAUUGUAAUUACAUAUUAAAGACGCAGCCAUGAGUUAUAUCAAAAACAUAAGAAAUAUGCAGCUGUUUUAUGGUCUCGGACAACUGAUCAUCUCUACAUUACAUACUGAAACUGCUGUUAUUCAUUCUAAUAAUUGCCAGCAGGUAUGAGAAUAGAGAAAUGAGUCCCCGAUCUAAAGGGGGAAGGAGUGUGGGACCUCAAAAUUGUAACGAUCUCAGCAUAAGCCAGGGCUUUGUUGGCUUCUUAAAAAGCACAAGUAUCUUCUGUAUCAUACGUCUAUUGCUGUGAUUUUUUGUUAUUCCCAUAAAAAAAGAAAAUCCCUGAUCCCCUCAGAGAAUAAUAUACUGUAUUUUUUGUAUAAUCAUGUCAACAGGCAUUGCUUUGAGCAGGGCUAGUGUGUCAGCCUGGCAAAACUCUGUUUGAUGUUUUAACUUUAUUUACAUGUUGACCAUGUAAUUGCUAAAAAUGUUUUUGGAAUUUACAUUAUGUUGGAGGGGGAAAAAAAUAAUGUCUCAGGCACUAACUUUAAAAAGCUUUCCCAUGUCUAUUGUGUAACAAACUGAACAAAAUAUGCUUAUGAGGGACUUGUAGUGACUUUUUUAUGUGCUCUGCUAUUUCUAGAGGACAUUUUUUCUCAUUACUGUUCUGUAAAAGGAAUGAAAUCCACAAACAUAGCAGUAAAACGAUGCUGGGUCUUCCAUUGCACCCAGGUGACUGCCUAUAUGAAAUUUUGAACUGUGAAGUGCAA
This is a messenger RNA of Morone saxatilis (striped sea-bass), 3259 nucleotides long. RefSeq names its product XK related 5a (gene xkr5a). Gene Ontology annotation, biological process: engulfment of apoptotic cell; phosphatidylserine exposure on apoptotic cell surface; apoptotic process involved in development. The record is from RefSeq and is a predicted model, not a curated record. Lineage: Eukaryota; Metazoa; Chordata; Actinopteri; Moronidae. Bases 122 to 2065 code for a protein of 647 amino acids. Gene Ontology annotation, cellular component: plasma membrane. The transcript has 7 exons.